This is a messenger RNA of Medicago truncatula (barrel medic), 2532 nucleotides long. RefSeq names its product APO protein 3, mitochondrial. The record is from RefSeq and is a predicted model, not a curated record. Gene Ontology annotation, molecular function: RNA binding. The coding region runs from base 95 to 1375 and encodes 426 amino acids. Lineage: Eukaryota; Viridiplantae; Streptophyta; Magnoliopsida; Fabales; Fabaceae. The transcript has 4 exons.
UUAAAAUGAAAGAACCAUCAAGAGUAAAUAAACGCCUCCUAAAACUCAGGAACUAAACUCCGCCACUUCCAUUUCUCACCGCAGUGUCUCCGCCAUGCGCACCACCGCAAUCACCACCCAUCUCCCUCUGCUAAACUGCCUCUCCCACCGCCUCACCGCCACCCUCCCCUUCACAUCCGGCACUUGCCCCGACUCACCCGAUCCCGACAACGCAUUCCCAUACUCUGACGUACCCAACCCUAGCCGAAUAAAAUCAGAAAGAAAACCCUACGUGACGCCAAUGAAAGUUUUGAUUGCGAGGGCAAAGGCAGAGAGAGAAGCGCGAAAGGCACAGCCUUGUAGAGUUCUGGAAGAGGCGCCUGAGAAUGGGUUACUUGUGCCUGAGCUUGUAGAAGUUGCGAGGAGAGUUUAUCAAGCAAGAGGGUUUCUACUUUCCGGUUUGAAGCAACUCGUUCGAGUUAUUCCGGUUUUGCGCUGCGAGUUUUGUAACGAGGUUCACAUUGGUUAUGUGGGUCAUGAAAUUCGAACAUGUACGGGACCAAAGAGUUGGCUGCGGAGUGCAACUCAUGUUUGGAAAAGGGGAGGUGUUCAAGACGUGGUUUGUUUCCCAAAAUGCUUUCAUUUGUAUGACCGUGUUGGCAAGCCAAGAGUUGGCCAUGAUGAGAGGUUUAGUGUUCCACGUAUCCCUGCCAUAAUUGAACUUUGUAUACAAGCGGGUUUAGACCUUAAAAAAUUUCCCACGAAGAGGAGAACAAAACCGGUAUAUUGCAUCGAAGGAAGAAUUGCAGAUUUUGAAUCCGUUGCGGAAGAUAAUGAAAUUGAAAGAAAUAGUUCUUUCGAAAAUGUCAAUCCUUUAACUGAUUCGUCCUAUAUGUUAAAAGAGCCUGUAGAGAAGGUCCAAAGUCUACUGGAGAACAAAAUAAGUCAUAUGGAUCAGUUGAGUGACGAAGAAAGGAACAAAUUAAGGGAUUUAAGUAAACAUGCAUUGGACUCAUGGUUUGAGAUGAUUUCAGGUGCAAAGAAGAUCAUGGAGAAGUAUGUUGUGAAUACUUGUGGAUAUUGUCCUGAGGUUCAGGUUGGUCCUAAGGGACAUAAGCUGAGAAUGUGCAAGGCUUCAAAGCAUCAGUCUCGGAAUGGUUUACAUGCAUGGCAAGAGGCAACAUUAGAUGAUAUUGUGGGUCCAAAUUUUGUCUGGCAUGUUGAGGAUCUGAAUGGCCCUGCUCUGAAUAACAAUAUCAAGAGAUAUUAUGGUAAGGCUCCCGCUGUUGUGGAACUCUGUGUGCAUGCUGGGGCUCCAGUUCCUGAUCAAUAUAAGAGCAUGAUGAGAUUAGAUGUGGUUUCCCCAGAACGAGAUGAAGUUGACCUUGUUGCCUGAAGUGAAAUGCCUUCAAUCCUUUGGAAGAUGGGCCAUAUACAUUUAUUGGACAUUUAGAGUUCUUACGGAUAAACUCAUUGAACUUUUGAGUUUGAUCAAAUGUUAAAUGUGGUGUCAUGUGCUAGUUUUCUGCUGUCCGACUAUAUGCUGUUUAGCCAGUAGUUCAUCAUUCACACAUUCUGAAUGUAGUUUCCAGCUUAUGUUAUCUUCAUAAAGGACACUGGAAUUACUGCUGUGAAAGAGCACACAACACCUAGUAUAAACUUUAAUGCAUAAAGAUAAAGGCUUUUGCAGUUAGAGCCUGAACUCCACUUUGCCGCGGGUCCAAAAGUGUAUAGUCUUCUCAGAAAUUUUCUUAUGCUUCCUCAUCUAAUUGAGUCGAUGUUGAAGCUGACUUAGCUCAAAAUUUAUCCUGACCAAUAUAUUUGUUGAAUUUAAAGAAGAGUGGUGGUAAGAAGGUUCAAGGAGGCUCCAACAACCUGUGUGGUGGGUAAUUGGUGCUGCAAAAGGUGGGACCCCUUCCCGGACCCUGCAUAUGUGGGAGCUCUAGUGCACCGGGUUGCCCUUUAAAGAGAUGAUAAGAAACCUAUUCUUUUGCAUUUGCUCAAAACUUUUGAGGUGAAUCGAGCAAAGAAAGACACUGAUCUUGCUUCAAUGUUGCUAAGGGUACCUUGCAUGCAGUCAUAAUGGAGACUCUAAGAUGGUGAGAUUGUAUCCAGCCGCUACAUUCGUUUGGUGCUUGUUAAUGUUGUGAAAACCAUAAAGGACUCCCCGAAAGUUAGGUUUCUUUCUAGCUAAGCACCCAAUUGCACAUGGAGAAGUAAACAUAGAGAGAUCAGAUUUCCUUUUUCUAGGGACCAUAUGAACAAAAGAAGGCUGAACUUGGAGUGUUGCAUGCAGUUUGCGGAUAUUAAAGAGCAAGCUAGCUGUUUUGUAGCCAACCAGAAUUAUCAGGUGUGUCUUGAGACACUUAGUUAAUUCAGGUCCUAUUUUAGAAGUGACUAGAUGUUUGCUGUGUUGUAUAACCAUGCUUAAUGAAUAAGCCUGAUGAGAGCAGAACUUAUUCAUAGUGUGUAUAAAGUUAUUGUUUCAUUGAGUAACAAGACAAAUGUGUACAUUUUUCAGUGUGAAUGAUUUUCUAUCCUCUUUUAGUUUCA